CGGAGCUUGUCAACUCGCUGGAGAGCUUCGCGAAGGCUUUUGUUGGACUCUUGUCCUCCGAGAAACAAGUUUUGUGGGUUUCUGGGCAUUAGCAGAGUCAUCGGAAUACACAAAAACCAGUUCCGAGUCUCUCGGGGCCAUCGCAGUGAAUCUUCAGCCUCCGCCGUUGAGUCUCUUAUAUACAGACGCGGGCAUUGGAGAUUACUUGGUGUUUUGGAGCUGAAGUGAAGGGGUUACCCUUAUUGUGGCUUCAGGCACCUAGCUUUUAAAGCUCGGUUCACUGUUAACUUGGAGGUCUUUUUCUCCCCAGUCCCGUUGUCUUUCAUUAGAACUUGGACUUGAAGUUGUAGGUGGGACAGAAUGAGUGGUCUCCUUAGCUCUGUGUCUGUACUUCUCCACCGCAUCCCCUACUGUCAUUGCCCCCUACCUGCUGUGGUCUCUUUAGGAUGGGUCAGAGCUUUGUUUAUGUUUUGCUUUGGCUUGGGGGAGGGGAACACUUAGAAGAGGUUUCCUUCCAUCAGAUCACUUGUUAAUAUGGAUACUGUUUCAUUUUCUUAAGUGAAGUUUACUUUGGUUUUUGGCCUCAAGGUCAUGUUGCAGAUGACACAGCCGGUAAGAAGAUUUCCUUCUACUAAAAUGUUCCUUGAAAUAGCAAGGUACAAGAUCACUGUUGCCGGUGGUGUUUGAACUUUAUUAUGGGCCACCUGAAAAUUAAAUCUUACUUUGUCACUUUCUAGUCCAGUGACCUUGGGCGAAUUAGUCCUCUUUGCUGUCCCUGUAACCCAGGAAAACAAGUUUGUUUCAUAAGUUUAUCUCAUGUUAGGUCCCAAUUUUAUCUAACAUUUACAUAUUAGACCUGUAACUGAGUAUAUAUGUAAAUAUGCAUAGAAUCAGCUCAGUGGUGACCAUACUUAUCAAAUUCAACUUGAUCUUGAUUAUUUUAUUUGUUUUUGAGGCAGGGUCUCACUAUGUGGCGGGGAGAUCUUUAUUGCUUCUGCCUUUAAUAAUGGGAUUAAUAAAGUCAUGCACCACUGCACCUGACUCAUUAUGUAGUUAUUUUUUGAGAUGAUAGUAGUUUAGGAUGUUCUUGACUUUCCUUUUCAGCUAAGGCUGCCUCAAAAUCUUGAUCUUGCUGCCUCUACCUGACAAGCAUUAUGAAUAGAGGAACACUUCUGUUUCAUACAUUAUCCUUUCUUACUCCUGCUAAUCUGCUAAUGUAAUUUGGAAGAUAGCUGUCACCAGGAUAACCUGUAAUGGGCAAGGAGCCACAGAGAAGAAAACAUUUCUUUUAGUUUUAACCUUGGUUUGAAAGAACAGCAUGUUUUGGAAAUUUGAUCUUCACUCAUCAUCCCACAUAGACACGCUUCUAGAGAGAGAAGAUGUGACACUGAAGGAGCUAAUGGAUGAGGAGGACGUCCUACAGGAAUGUAAAGCACAGAACCGCAAGCUCAUAGAAUUUCUGUUAAAAGCAGAAUGUCUGGAAGACUUAGUUUCAUUCAUUAUAGAAGAGCCACCUCAAGACAUGGAUGAGAAGAUCCGAUACAAGUAUCCAAAUAUAUCUUGUGAGUUGCUCACAUCUGAUGUCUCCCAGAUGAAUGAUAGACUGGGGGAAGAUGAGUCCUUGCUAAUGAAAUUGUAUAGCUUCCUCCUAAAUGAGUCCCCCUUGAACCCACUACUCGCCAGUUUCUUCAGCAAGGUGCUAAGUAUUCUUAUCAGCAGAAAACCAGAACAGAUUGUGGAUUUCUUGAAAAAGAAGCGUGAUUUUGUGGAUCUCAUUAUAAAGCACAUAGGAACUUCUGCUAUCAUGGAUUUAUUGCUCAGGCUCUUGACAUGUAUUGAGCCUCCACAACCCAGGCAAGAUGUACUGAAUUGGUUAAAUGAGGAGAGAAUUAUCCAGAGGCUUGUGGAAAUAGUUCACCCAUCGCAAGAAGAAGAUCGGCAUUCAAAUGCCUCACAAUCACUUUGUGAAAUUGUUCGCCUGAGCAGAGACCAGAUGUUACAAGUUCAGAACAGUACAGAACCAGAUCCCCUGCUUGCCACUCUAGAAAAGCAAGAAAUUAUUGAGCAGCUUCUGUCAAAUAUUUUUCACAAGGAGAAGAAUGAAUCGGCCAUAGUCAGUGCAAUUCAGAUUUUGCUGACUUUACUUGAGACUCGACGGCCAACAUUUGAAGGCCACAUAGAAAUCUGCCCCCCAGGCAUGAGUCAUUCAACUUGUUCAGUUAACAAGAGUGUUCUCGAAGCCAUCCGAGGAAGACUUGGAUCUUUCCAUGAACUCCUACUCGAGCCACCCAAGAAAAGUGUGAUGAAGACUACAUGGGGUAUAUUGGACCCACCCGUGGGGAAUACUCGGUUAAAUGUCAUUAGGUUGAUAUCCAGCCUGCUCCAAACCAAUACCAGCAGCAUAAAUGGAGACCUGAUGGAACUGAACAGCAUUGGCGUCAUAUUGGACAUGUUCUUCAAGUACACAUGGAAUAACUUUCUACACACGCAAGUGGAAAUUUGUAUUGCUCUCAUUCUGGCCAGUCCUUUUGAGAAUGCAGAGAAUGGCACGAUUACUGAUCAAGACUCCACUGGUGACAAUUUGUUAUUGAAGCAUCUUUUUCAAAAGUGUCAGUUAAUAGAGCGAAUACUUGAAGCCUGGGACACAAAUGAGAAGAAACAGGCUGAAGGAGGACGGCGGCAUGGUUACAUGGGACACCUUACGAGGAUAGCUAACUGUAUUGUGCACAGCACUGACAAGGGUCCGAACAGUGCGUUAGUACAGCAGCUCAUCAAAGAUCUUCCCGACGAAGUCAGGGAGCGGUGGGAGACGUUCUGCACGAACUCCUUAGGAGAGACGAACAAGAGGAACACGGUAGAUCUAGUUACAACCUGCCAUAUUCAUUCAUCCAGUGAUGAUGAAAUUGACUUUAAAGACACGGGUUUCUCACAGGAUUCCUCUUUGCAGCAAGCCUUUUCUGAUUAUCAGAUGCAACAAAUGACGUCCAAUUUUAUUGACCAGUUUGGCUUCAACGAUGAGAAGUUUGCAGACCAAGACGACAUUGGCAAUGUUUCUUUUGAUCGGGUGUCAGAUAUCAACUUUACUCUCAAUACAAAUGAAAGUGGAAAUAUUGCCCUGUUUGAAGCAUGUUGUAAAGAACGGAUACAGCAGUUUGAUGAUGGCGGCUCUGAUGAAGAGGAUAUCUGGGAGGAGAAGCACAUUGCAUUUACUCCUGAAUCCCAGAGGAGGUCCAGCUCUGGCAGUACGGACAGUGAAGAAAGUACAGACUCUGAAGAAGAAGAUGGGGCCAAACAAGACCUGUUUGAGACUAGCAGUGCAAACACAGAGGACAAAAUGGAGGUGGAUCUGAAUGAGCCACCCACCUGGUCAGCCAACUUUGACGUCCCAAUGGAAACCACCCAUGGCACUCCCUUAGACUCAGUGGGAUCUGAUGUCUGGAGCACAGAGGAGCCAAUGCCAGCUAAAGAGACAGGCUGGGCUUCUUUUUCAGAGUUCACAUCCUCCCUGAGCACAAAGGAGUCUUUAAGGAGUAAUUCGCCUGUGGAAAUGGAAACCAGCACUGAGCCCAUGGACCCCUUGACACCCGGUGCAGCUGCCUUGGCCACUCAGCCAGAGGCACCAGGCAGCAUGGCCAUGGAAGCCAGCUCAGAUGGAGAAGAGGAUGCUGAGAGUACAGACAAGGUAACUGAGACCGUGAUGAAUGGCGGCAUGAAGGAAACACUCAGCCUCACUGUAGACGCCAAGACAGAGACUGCAGUCUUCAAAAGAGUGUUGAAGUCCUACCGUGAGGAAGAAACACUGUCUACCUCUCAAGAUGCUGCUUGCAAAGAUGCAGAAGAGACCCCCGAGCCAGCACAGGCCAAGUGCACAGCUCCCCUGACUCCCAGCAGUAGUCCUGAGCAAAGGACCGACCAGCCAAGCAUGCCAAGUGACACGUCAGUUAAUGGCCCUGUAUGAUGAGUGAUGUCCACUGCUGCUGACUGAGGACUGCAGGCCAUCAUCACCCAGGGGCUCUGGAGGGCUCACCCAGAGCUACCAAGCCACCACUACUGCACUCUGCAAGGGAUCAGGACCAGCAACCUUUAUAUUCUAGAUUCUAAGACAUUGUACAGAGAAAUUCAGACGUGUAAAAAUAUUGCACAUUGACAAAUACCAAGAAUUUUUGCGUAUGUUUAUAUUGUAUUGAUCUAAAUACUGGGUAGCCUGUGACACCAGAUCUUGCUGCCCAUGUAAUAAUAGUAAUGAUACAUAGUUCAGAUGGUUGUAAGAAUAGUUUUAUAAAGUGACUACACAGAUCUAUUGUAUUCGAAACAUAACUAUUUGACAAUUAUUAGUGUGACCAAAGUAUUAGGCAGUUUUCAUACAUUUUCCACCUGUACAAAAUUCUGAAUUCAUUUUUCUUCCAGGUUGGCACAGAGCUGUCGAUGGAAAAGCCCUCUGCGUGUUAUUUUGGUUGUUCUGACUUACACAGUGAUUUUGAAUAAGAAAUACUUGGUGUUUUUUUAUAACCCACUUUCAAUUGGUAACUGUUUUCUGUAUUGUUUCAGGCGGAUCAAAUGCGUGAGUCUUGGUGGAGAUUAAGUAUUUAUUGCUACAACUUAGUUGAUGAAUUGCUGUUCUUGUAAAGCCAUAUGUUCUGUUAAGGUCUGGUUUGCUCAGAGCAUUUCUUUCUGCAGGUGAAACACUAGAAUAUUGGAGUGUACAUGGCUGUGGUUAGAAUUUUGGGGGGUGGGGGUGGUGAUUGUUUUUUGUUUUGUUUUGGUAGUUCAUCCGCCUUUUAACCCAUUCACCAAAAUGUCCCUUGUCAGCAAGUAUCAUUGAUGGCCAUUUCAGAGUGGUCUGCACCCACACUGCUCUGUGUCACAGAGGUGAGUCUGGAAUGCUCAUGCGGUGACGGGGUAGAGUGUGCCCAUCACACGGGCUGACUGUAACAGAAUCACAACCUGGCAUCCAAGCAUGUUUCUUGUUUUACUGUACCUUGUGAGGUUUUCACUUGUAAACCAGUGGAUUUUAGAACUGGUUUGUGUGUAUAUAGUGAUUAUGGAUACUAAUUCAGUGUAAUUUAUAAUUUUCUAUGUCAGCGUAAACACAUCCUAGCCUCCUCCAACAGCUGAAGCAAUGGCCUGUGCACUGCCGCGGCAUCUGGUGAAGGGCUCCGUCACCUCGCCUCUUGCACUUUUAGAUGCAGAUCAGUUUUUCAUUCUAUAAUAGAAAAUAUUCACAUAUUUUUACAUCAUUUGUUUUUUCCUGACCAGUAUUUAAAACCAAAAGGAUAUUCUGAAAAAAUGGCCAACAAGUUUUUUAGAACCAGCAUCCCAAGCAGUGUGCCUACAUGACAUCGCGUAUGGAGAUAGAGUCGAGUGUCCAAUGCCUUACUCCUUACUCGCUUCUCACUGUACACAGUGCAAGGGACCACCUCAGGUGGCCGAGGCAGGCCUGGUCACCAGGCUCAGUGGGCAGCAGGAGGCCCUGGGACUGGUGGCGAGGGGCUCGGUGGCCUGUGCUUGCCCGCUCAGGACCCUUCAGUCACAGCUCCUUCAGAAGAGACUGCGUUCUCUGGAACCUGGUGCCACCAGAGGACAGGGCUCCUUCUGCUCGUCUCAGGGAUGGUUGACCUGCGUGGCCCAGGACCUCACAUUGCUGGCAGAUGGCAUGCUCCUGUCUCACCUGGUGACAAGCCUUGCUGACCACAGCCAGGACUUGGCUCCUUGUCAGCCCACACUGCCUCCUUGCUGUGGAUUGGGCUGGCUUUUCUGUCCCACUGUCCACUGGGAAAGGAACACUUGGGUAUUGUGCUUGGGAAAGGACUUAGGUUUGCUUGUCUUAGGGAGAGGCUGUGAGGGUGAAAGGGGACAAGGUGCGUUGGGUUGGAGGGUGCCAGCCAGGGCUUGUGAUGAGUUCCUGCACCUUUUCAUUUCUGUGUAUUGGCCGAAUGAAUUGCAAGACUAACAGAUGUCUACAGUACAAUACCUGUAUUACAAGUAAUAACAAAAUAAAGCCCGAUGCUUUGUUUCUAUGAAGUUCCUUGUGAGCCUUUUUUGGGGUUCUAGUAGACACAUAGCCUCUGCCAAGAAGUCCU
Molecule: messenger RNA, 6080 nt
Organism: Mus pahari (shrew mouse)
Lineage: Eukaryota; Metazoa; Chordata; Mammalia; Rodentia; Muridae
Gene: Ppp6r3
Product: protein phosphatase 6 regulatory subunit 3
Exons: 25
Coding region: 1319-3958 (879 amino acids)
Cellular component (GO): cytosol; nucleus
Molecular function (GO): protein phosphatase binding; protein phosphatase regulator activity
Source: RefSeq, a predicted model, not a curated record